Messenger RNA from Diprion similis, 1111 nucleotides. RefSeq lists its product as uncharacterized. The record is from RefSeq and is a predicted model, not a curated record. The transcript is spliced from 3 exons. NCBI's taxonomy places the organism in Eukaryota, Metazoa, Arthropoda, Insecta, Hymenoptera, Diprionidae. Gene Ontology annotation, biological process: sleep; regulation of synaptic transmission, cholinergic; positive regulation of voltage-gated potassium channel activity. Bases 161 to 628 code for a protein of 155 amino acids.
UAUUUUAUUCUUAUACCUCUAUGACUGCCAGCAGGCUGGGAGCGUCGUGCGAUUCACAACAAUAAUUGUGGCUCGUAGUUGAGGCAGGGUGUGGCGUGUUUGGUGAAUUGACGCGGGCUUCAGGAUUCCAAUUAAAAUUUAGACGAACUCUCGCCGAAUUAUGAAUAGCCGUAACGUAAUUACUCUUGCCGUCCUGGCGCUGCUCGCUGUAGAAGGUAACGCGUUGUACUGCUACAGAUGCAACAGCAACAGUCCAGGGUGCGGAACGCCUUUGAACUGGCUUUGGUACUGGGGCGAAACCUGCCCUGAGUAUGACGACAAAUGCGUGAAGAUCAUCGAGAGGAAAGGAGCUGAAACAAUUCUGACCAGGGAAUGUCUGAGUUCGGUGCGCGGAUUCAGGACUGACAUACCGGCGGACAAGUACGAGGGCUGUAGGCCAGCUGCGAAGGAUGUCAGACUGGGACACUACGUUAACAAUUCUAUCACUCAGCUGGAUAUACACAGGGACUAUUACGACGAAGUGACGUGGUGUUUCUGCUACUUUGACCACAGAUGCAACGGAGCUGCUGGCCUUACAAUCUCCGUCAGUUUAUUGGCAUUGAUUUAUUUCGCGAGAGGUUUGAUAUAGGUUUUAAUGCAGUUUUUUUAAGAAGUUUUUUUUAUAAUGACAAAGAUAUAAUUACUUUCAACGAGUCGAAAAUUGAGCUAUAGAAUCGUGGUUAGGCUACUUUGCAGCUACCAAAAUAAUCCAUUUCGACUUCAGUAAAUGCCGUCCAUAUUAUUUGAUACUCAAGUUAGUAAGUAAGAUUACACUUUGUUUUAAUAAUAAUGACUAAGAAGAAGGAACCUGAAUUAGUUUAAAGUGCCUUUCGCCAUAUGGCAAAUUUUACAUUCGAAGAGAGCUGCUGUAAUAUCCGUCCAUAAAAUAUUUCCAGUUUUAACACAUUUUGUACUAAAUCUUUAGAACUUAUUUUAUCUUGUAUAUAGUCCAUAAGGAUCUGAACGAUACAUAAGCAUAAUUAUAGUAUAUUUAUUGUAUACAUGUAAAUGAAAGGGUUUUUAUUACUGUAGACAAUGCUUAAGUGUCUACAUCAAUAUCAAACAUUCAAUG